Penicillium crustosum is the source of this 2481-nucleotide messenger RNA. RefSeq names its product putative PHD transcription factor. Gene Ontology annotation, biological process: positive regulation of DNA-templated transcription. Bases 1 to 2481 code for a protein of 826 amino acids. Lineage: Eukaryota; Fungi; Ascomycota; Eurotiomycetes; Eurotiales; Aspergillaceae. Gene Ontology annotation, cellular component: Set1C/COMPASS complex. The record is from RefSeq and is a predicted model, not a curated record. The transcript is spliced from 3 exons.
AUGGCGGAGAUGGAGGCGGCCGCCGGCGCAAACCACGUGAACGGCUCCGCGGCCACAAAGUCCACAACCAACCCCUACGAAACAAACCCCGAUCAAAUCUCUAGCGAUGACCCGUUUCUUUCCCAGAGCGCGCAGUAUGGCCGCUACGCACCCCGCGCCGACGAUUUCACCCCUCGCUUCAUGAACUGGUAUCGGUCUGACCCGGCCGUGAACUCGUUCUGGGAGAAGGUUGCACAGCAAUACUGUACCCCAGAACACUCACUCAAUACCUCAGGGCCGAGGGAGGCAUUCGCGGCUGGGAGUAUAAUUAUUUGGGUUGACCGCGAACCGGCCGACGGAGCGGCGGCUGAGAAUUACUCGUCUGCGAACGCGAAUGAACUGUCAGCAGCGCAGAAGGCAGAGGACUCGCUCAGAGAGAUUGGGGUUGCAGUGCCCGUGUUAUAUUUUUGCGGGGUGAUUGAGGGGAGGAAUGUGACAAUCGAGUCCCGCAUUGCGGGUGUCUCGUUGGAAGUUGCGUGGAGGUAUCUUGACGUGGGGCAGAUUGAGAUUUUCAAGAAUCAGUGUCGUCAGAUCCUCGAACUACUCGGAACAAUCGAUUCCCCCAAGACGAACCGUCCUAUAAGCAAGGAGGAGGAACUAUCCUUAACACACAACAACUUCAUCCCGAGCAAUAUCAUUGUUCAGGAUAACCGGGUGGUGGGGAUUACUGGCUGGCGGCAAUGCGGAUAUUUUGGCACUGUCAGAGCUAAGAAGGUCCACCGACUCUUCAGGGAUCUUGGACCAGCGUCUCAAAAUGGGGUGGCAAGUUCCGAGAAGAGUGUGACGUGGACCGACCUCUACGAUGGUGUCUACGACCCCAGUAAGGGUAUUCCACUGGUCGCAAACCAAGAUACACCCUUGCCGUCAGUCAAAACUGAACCAACAAGCUCUACCCUCGACAAAUUCCCAGCUAGUGAUGACUUGGACACAAAUUCACUAGGCCUCGAUGGCGCGGUUGACUACGCUACGUCCAAAACAGUGGCGAAUCUGAAGCACGGGCUGACAUCAAGAGCUUCAUCGUCCGACCGGUCCUCCCCAGCAAAUUCCGUCAAACCAGCAAACAAAAAGCCCACAACAAACACUAGCAAGAAGGGAACUGCAAAGAAACCUGCCACUAAGAAGCGUAAGGGGAAUGACCCGGACGCAGACAGCCUUGAUGGGCGGCGUUCCAACACACCAGUUUCCCGCUCGAGCAAGACACCCGCCAAGAAGCAAAAUUCCGUCUCGAUAGCCGGGUCGCCGCCUCCCGAGGAGAAGAAAAAACCACAGAAGAAAAAGAAGAAAGGGCCCAAACCAGCUGCUGCUCAGGAAGAUGACGACUCCGAUAGCUUUGAUGAAAACGCGAUCUUCUGUAUCUGCCGCCGACCUGAUAACCACACGUGGAUGAUCGGGUGUGACGGUGACUGUGAUGACUGGUACCAUGGGAAAUGCGUCAAUAUCGAUCCUCGAGAUGCGGACCUGAUCGAGCGGUAUAUCUGCCCGAAAUGUGCAAGUGAAGGAAAGGGAUGCACGACAUGGAAACCGAUGUGUCGCUUAGUCGAGUGCCGGAAACCCGCGCGAGCCAAGACGAAGCCCCAAAGCAAAUACUGCUGCGAUGACCACGGCCGGGAAUUCAUGCGCCAACAGACUCAGCAGCUUAAACAACGUGCCGGUCAGGCGAACGGCCUCUUUGAAGACCUGGGUACCAUGGGUGGCAUUCUUACAGCUGGGGACCUGAAAGCUGCCAUCAUGGGGGUAGCAUCUACACAAGAAUUCCGAAAGCUCGGCGAUCGCAUCAUCUCCCCGCCACCACGGGUAGACCAGAAAGAAAUCGAUGCACCUGGGAUUAAGGCCGAAUCAAAGCCGCAGAGCGGCAGGUGGUUGGGAGUUGACGUCCACGAAAACGGCCUGGAAUACUCGCCCGAUGAGAUUGCGAAGAUCGAAAAGCUGCGCGCGCAGCGCGAUGAGCUGCUUCAUCGCAAAGAAAUGCUUGCGGCACGCACGACGUUCGUCUCGCUUCUCAAGCCACGUGCCAAGGGCAUAGUUGAGAAACUGAAGCAACACGAGCCGAAGGGCGGAUGGAAAGAUAUCUGUGGCUUCGACUCGCGGCUCUCGUGGUCCGACGAAGAAUUCGAUGAAUGGCGACUCUCCGACGUUGGAAAGAAAGCCCUCGCAGAGGGAACGGCUGAAGCUUUAGCUGUGAGUUCCUCGGCUGGUACCGACGCAGACGGGGACACAGCGAUGAAUGGCGACGGCGAAGACGAUAUCACAUUCUGGACGCGUGGCGUUUGCACUAAGAAGCGGUGUGAGAGACACAAGCAGUGGGUCAAAGUGCAGCAGCAGGAUAUUCUCUUCGAGGAGGAAACGGCAGAGCAGGACCUCGCCAAGUGUGAGGAGGAAGCUCGGUCUGUGGUGGAGCGGGGUGUGAUGAGACGAUGGGCCGAGAAGGAUACUCAGGCUUGA